AUGGCAAAUAUUAUCAUUUGGAAUGCCACAGCUUUGCUGGUAACACCAAUUAAGACAACCGCAAUAAGGAGAUCCUGUCUUGAGGUGUUCUUAAAAUUUUGGAUAGAACACCCAUCCUUCUUGGAUACUGUUAGAGCAAAUUGGCCUAAGGAGAGUGAUAGUAAUCCUUUUUUAAGCUUUAAAAAGAAGAUCAAGCAGAUGAAAGGAGCUUUGUCAGUAUGGAGUAAGGAAGCUUUUGGUGAUAUUUUCAAGCAGCUAAUAAUCAUGGAGGAUAUUGUGAGAAUUAAAGAGCAAUUAUUUGAAGAAAAUCCUACAGAGGAGAAUAGAACUAUCCUACAAGUGGCACAAGCUGAAAUGAAGAGAAAGAGGCUGCAAAUUAAGAGGAUUCAACAAUCAGAUGGUGUAUGGCUAGAGACUGAAGAAAAUAUAGCAGAUGGGGCAGUAAACUUCUUUCAUAAUCAGUUUGCACAAGAGGGAUCUAACUCUGACUUUAGUAUGCUCAAGCGCAUUCCUAGAUUGGUGUCUGAUAAAUCCAAUGAUCAGUUGUGUGCUUUGCCUACAUUUGAAGAAGUAAAAGAGCAGUAUUUGAGCUUAAGGGUGCUAGUGCUUGUGGAAAUAGUGACUGAUAUUAGGAAGAGAGGAAGACCUGCAAAUGUUGUUAUAAAUUUAGAUAUGGCCAAGGCAUAUGAUAGAGUGUCAUGGCUAUCUUUGGCAAAGUCUUUUGGAUUCUUUCACUCUACUAGAGGAGUACAGAAAGGUGAUCCACUGUCACCUGCUUUAAUUGUUCUAGCUGCAGAAGUUUUGUCAAGAAGCCUUAACAAUUUAUUUGAAAAGGAGCAAUACAAAAGUUAUGGAAUGCCAAAGUGGAGUGCCAAGUUGAACCACUUGGCUUAUGCUGAUGAUACCGUCAUUUUUGCUUCUGCUGAUAAGGUUUCUUUAGAGAUGAUUAUGUCUGUAUUAAAGGAAUAUGAGAAGGUGUCAGGGCAGUUGAUCAAUAGGGAAAAAAGCUCUUUCUAUAUGCAUCAGAAUACAGCAGCUUCUUUGUUUCAAGAGGUUGAAAACAUUACUGGAUUUUCUAGAGGUGCAUUUCAUUUUAAAUAUCUUAGGUGUCCUAUCUUUCAUUCAAGGAAAAAGAAGGUGUAUUAUAAUGAUCUUAUUAAAAAGGUGAAAGACAAGCUGCAGAACUGGAAAGGAAGAUUGCUUACUUUUGGAGGGGAGGCGAUACUCAUUAAUAGUGUAUUGCAAAGCAUGCCACUAUAUCUUUUGUCUGCGUCUGCUAUGGAACCUACCAAGUAUAGCCUCAAUGAGCUACAUAAGAUCUUUGCUAGAUUUUAUUGGAGCAACAAAGAGGAAGGGAGAAGUGGCCUGGGGUUCAGAUCAUUAUUUGAUGUGUCUAAGGCCUUGUUUGCAAAGUUGCGGUGGAGGUUUAGAACAGGAGUGACUAUUUGGGCCACUUAUAUGUGGAAUAAGUACUGUAAAAGGAAGAUUCCAACUCUGGUACAAUGGAAAGGUGGCUCACAGCUUUGGAAAAACAUGUUGGAGGUUAGAGAUGCAAUUGAGCAGGAUAUAUGGUGGGAGCCAAGAGAUGGUUCGGGCAACUUUUGGUAUGAUAAUUGGACAAAACUAGGUCUAUUAGCUGAUCUCAUGCCUUCAAACUUCCCUAUAGAUGAUAGUGUACAAGAGGUGAAGGACGUGAUGAUUAAUGAUAAAUGA
Messenger RNA from Lycium ferocissimum, 1713 nucleotides. RefSeq lists its product as uncharacterized. The coding region runs from base 1 to 1713 and encodes 570 amino acids. The record is from RefSeq and is a predicted model, not a curated record. NCBI's taxonomy places the organism in Eukaryota, Viridiplantae, Streptophyta, Magnoliopsida, Solanales, Solanaceae. The transcript is spliced from 6 exons.